GUCAGGGUGCAGCCUAUUGAGAUGGUCCAAGCCUUACAUGAGCACGCCUACCGAGACCUCUGAUAGGACCGGGGCGCCAGGCGCAACGAAAGCUCCCCCUGACUAAUGUAUUUCAUUUCAAAGACGUUCAAAGAGCAGGAAUCCACAGACAAAUAUUCCGCAAAGCCAACGAACGGCAAAGUGGAUGUUUGUUUUGACCCGUGGAAUACUCAGAGGACCACGCGUGGAGUUUGACAGCUGGGAAACACUUGGUGCCUUUCCACUGUUCUGUGAAGGAAGUGUUGGCCAACUGGAUAGCUUGCAUGUGUGAGGCCACACCCAGCAAUGGAACCCUGGCCUAUUGGGGCCUGGGUCCUACUGCUGGCUCUCAUUGCUGAUUGGCUAACAACUACCGAAUCCCGGGACUUCACAGUAAAGGACAUCAUCUACCUCCAUCCUUCAACAACGCCAUACCCAGGUGGGUUCAAGUGUUUCACCUGCGAGAAUGCAACUGACAACUACAACUGCAAUCGCUGGGCUCCGGACGUGUACUGCCCAAGAGAAACCAGAUACUGCUACACCCGCCACAAGAUGGACUUUCAAGGGGACAGCUUGUCUGUGACAAAGCGUUGUGUGGCCCUGGAGGAAUGCCUCUCUACCGGGUGCACUGAAGUUGACCAUGAAGGAAACAAGGUCUGCACUGCUUGCUGCGAGGGGAACAUCUGCAACCUGCCACUGCCCUGGAACGAAACGGACGCAGUCUUCGCCACCACCUCUCCGAUCAACCGCACCGGCCAGCUCGCACAGAGCCCGGCCGCGUCCUGCUUCAUCGCCAUCGUCAUCCUCCUCAUUUUCAGCCAUGCAUAAGAGUAAUACAGGCCAAAUUAGACGUUUGCAAAAAAACAAAAACAAAAAAAAAGAACAAACAAAAAAACAUUUCACAGUUUAUUAGUUGGACAAUUUUUAACUUGCUUUUUUACCCCUCUCUCCAGUAUCAGGACAGUGAUCAAACUGUAGAAAUAGAUGUUUGCAGCAGCAUGUUCAAACCUCUUUGGUUUUUAAAGUUUUGUUGUCUUGGGAGCUAGUUUGUCUUUUAAUUAGCAGACACUUGGCUGGAAGAGUGAUACUGUACUUUUGGCAAAUUUGAAAGGAUUUUUUAAGUAAACAUAAUUAUAAUGUUGCAUUUCUGUGUUGAAUGUGUAAUAUAUAUAUGUACAUAUAUAGUAUUUAUUUUUGUACAAUGUAUUGAUUCUUAACAACAGUGUUGAAGUUUUUGCAUUUAGGUCAGAACAUGCAAGAUUCGAGACUCUGGGAUUAAUUUCCCCCUUAAAACUAAUAACAAGCUUUCAUCCAUUAAUGCCACAUGGGAAAGUAUUUUUAACAAGCCCUGUGGGUUAUCAAACAUUUGCUUACAUCUUUGCAUGAUUUGGUGGAAAAUUGCUGUUUCUAUUUGAUGUUCCAUUUCAUAUAUGCCUUUGUUUUAUAAAUAGUAUUUUCCGAGACACGUUUUUUUGCUAAUACUGUUUUUUUUUUAACUUGCUUUUCUUAUCACAAAACUUUGUAAAAUGAGUUCAUGAUUUUUCUAUAGGUGUCAUUAAGGCAAGAUAAUGGAUCAUCUUCUAAAUUAGGACAUUUUAAUAGGUUGUUUGUUAAAAUAUGAAUGUGUUGUCACUGAUUCUAAUGGAACUAUUGUCAUAACAUUCAUAUAUUCUAAGACUGAAAGGACUGAACUCUGUGUUUUGUGAAUUCUUAAGUCAAAGGUGUCACGCUGAAGUCUGAGAAGGCUGCGUUGUCUGCAGUUUGUUGUGGUUUCCUUUCCAUCAGCACCUAAUUUAAGGCCUUGGGAACAAGUGGAUUUGCGGAUCCUUAAGCCAAUCGACUUAAAUGAAUCAGUGGUGCUGAAACACACUGAAAAACAGCAGGCGCCGUGGCCUUCAAGGACUGGGUUCUGCCUCCUGUGGCUUCAGGCAGCCUGUCCUGGUUUAGAGUUUCCCUUUCCUGUGGCAUGUGGCUGUGGGCCGCACGUAUGUGGUCAGUUUGCUGGUGAUGUGGUCAGUGUGAAAAUGCAGAGGUUGCAAGUACAGUGUUAUUGUUCCUGUAGCUGCAUAGUUUAUUUAGGCCGACUGCUCGUGGGCUGUGAUAGAUUAACUUCCUCUGUCAUCUAUUGUGUUUUUAAUCCCCCGUAUCAGCUACUGUGCGGGGUUAUGACUAGA
Molecule: messenger RNA, 2192 nt
Organism: Anguilla rostrata (American eel)
Lineage: Eukaryota; Metazoa; Chordata; Actinopteri; Anguilliformes; Anguillidae
Gene: lypd6
Product: LY6/PLAUR domain containing 6
Exons: 5
Coding region: 325-846 (173 amino acids)
Biological process (GO): positive regulation of canonical Wnt signaling pathway
Molecular function (GO): acetylcholine receptor inhibitor activity
Source: RefSeq, a predicted model, not a curated record